GUAGCAUGGCAUUGCAUCUCCGACGGAACUGCACUGUCGGGUGGUGUCAUCUCCGUUGGAUCUCACCGCACGGUGUAAGUGUGUAGCCCAUGCUUGAUUUGGAUGGAUCUAAGGGUGUAAGCAAGUGCAGAUAUUCUUGAUCUGAGGGUUUAAGCUGUGAUGGCUCUCUGUCAGAUCUAAGGACUCUGAUUCAAGUUUGUGGUGAUGGUGGUCAGCAGCGACGGCUAUUCCGGUGGCGGAGUAUGCCCUGGAGUCGCGAUUCAUGGAGGCAUGGCCGGAUGGAACGAGCCGCAAGUUCUAGGAGGCAAUUGUUAGUUUUGUAACAAUGCAGUUUCAACUUUGUACCAUGUUUUUCACUUUCUCUUUGGGCACAAGAACACAUUACUUUGGACGGACUAUUCUUCAUGGUGGAGCUAGGAAUGGAGAUUGUACUUUUGUUGGUUGUACACCUUGCGUAUGGCUUUAGCACAGGUGCUUUUUCGUACAUUCUUCUCACGAUUAGCAGCUGGUUCUUGGCUAUUUCUUGGCUAUUUGCACCAUAUUUGUUUAAUCCAUCUAGCUUUGAGUGGCAAAAGACGGUGGAGGACUUCAGAGAUUGGACAAACUGGCUUCUGUAUAGAGGUGGAAUUGGAGUUAAAGGAGAAGAAAGUUGGGAGGCUUGGUGGGAUGAGGAGCUGGCUCAUCUUCGAACAUUAGGGGGGAGGCUGAUGGAGACCAUUCUUAGUUUAAGGUUUUGUAUAUUUCAAUAUGGCAUUCUAUACAAGCUACAUUUAUAGGGAGAUAAUACAUAUCUGACGGUAGAGUUCUCACAACUGAGCUUUCGUUCUUUAUUUACACUUGAUCCAUAUAAUAUAACUGACUUUUGCUUAAUAAUAUGGUCAACCAAUUGCUUGCCUUAACUUUUUUAGGUUUAUGGGUUUUCAUGAUAUUGUAUUUGCGGUGCUUUUGAUCCUCUUCAAGGUUGUGUUCUGUGCUUUGCUCAGAUCCAAAAUUGGAUUCACAUCACUUUAAAGAUGUUCUUGACGAAGUAAUGGCAGCAGAAUUGUUCGCUACUUAGAAUUUACUUAGAGCUUCUAUGCUCUAACUCCUGCAUUUUUUUAGGCAACCUUUACCGAGUUUUAUUAAGAUAUAUUCGUCACUACAAAGUGAGGGGAGGACCAAACCAAGGCCUAACGCCAGCCCCUCAUACGGAAGACAUGCCUUCCGGGGAGUACAAUAAGUAAAGAAAGGAUGGGGAAGCCUAGAACACGGCUUGACCAAAGUCACAAGAAGGUCUACAAAAGAAUCUCUUCUUAAACCUCAUACCCCUUGCUUACAAAGCAAGGAUUCUUUUCCAAAAUUAUUUUUCGUGUACGAUAAUUGUUCCAAAAAUCAUUAUUCUAAAUUAAUACUUAAAUACUUA
Molecule: messenger RNA, 1402 nt
Organism: Cuscuta campestris
Lineage: Eukaryota; Viridiplantae; Streptophyta; Magnoliopsida; Solanales; Convolvulaceae
Source: the annotation of a GenBank genome assembly